Molecule: messenger RNA, 2156 nt
Organism: Selaginella moellendorffii
Lineage: Eukaryota; Viridiplantae; Streptophyta; Lycopodiopsida; Selaginellales; Selaginellaceae
Product: pentatricopeptide repeat-containing protein At4g02750-like
Exons: 1
Coding region: 29-2056 (675 amino acids)
Molecular function (GO): protein binding
Source: RefSeq, a predicted model, not a curated record
AACGCGUCAAACGCUAGCGCGAGAUGCGAUGAGGAAGAGCAGGGCCGAAUGUCUUGAGCUUAUCAGCUCCGUCAAGACGAUCGCCACCGCAAAGGCAGUCCACGUACAGAUCGUCGAUAAGAUCUUCCUCGACGAUGUCUUCCUCUGCAACAAGCUCAUCGAGAUGUAUGGCCGCUGCCGGAGCUCACGCGAGGCACGCACCAUCUUCGACGCGAUGCUCGCCAGGGACUCCUUCUCCUGGGACACGAUGCUGCUGGCGUACACUCGGACCGGCAACCUCGAGCAAGCCAAGCAGAUCUUCGAUGAGAUGCCCAGCAAGAAUCUCAUCGCCUGGACGAGCCUGCUGGUGGCAUUCUCUUCCAGCGAAGACUUCCACCAGGCCAAGCUCCUCUUCGACCAGAUGCCCGAGAGAGAUGAAGUCGCCUGGAACGCGAUGCUGGCUGUAUAUGCCCAGAAUGGGUGCCUGGAAGACGCUACGCUGCUGUUCCAGGAAAUGCCCAGCACCAACCUGGUGUCGUGGAACACUCUGCUCGACGCUUUUGUGGAGGCUGGGAAGCUGGAAGAGGCCGGGGACUUGUUUCACAGGAUGCCACUGCACGACUUGAUCUCCUGGACGACUAUCCAUCACGCUUAUGCCCGGUUUGGGUAUAUAGACGAGGCAAAGCUCGUCAUGGAGGCUAUGCCCGAGAGUGACACAGUCUGCUGGACAGCGAUGCUUUCGGCGUAUGCUCAGCUGGGGAGCCUGGACAGUGCCAAGGCUACGUUUGACUACAUGCCGCAGAGGGACCUGGUCUCUUGGAACACGAUGCUUGCGGCGUAUACUCAAAACGGACGCCUCGACGAUGCAAAGUUCGUGUUUUGGGGGAUGCCCGAGAGGGACUUGUUCUCGUGGACGACGAUGCUGGCUUGUUACGUCGAAGAGGGGCAUUUGGAGGAGGCCAGGAGGGUGUUUGACGGCAUGCCACAGCGAAACGUGAUCGCUUGGAACGUCAUUCUAGCGGGGUACGCACAGGUCGGGCUCAUGGAUCGAGCAACGCUACACUUCGACUCGAUGCCGUUUCGAGACUUGAUAUCCUGGAACAUCAUGCUCGGCGGCUACGUCCAGAUCGAAGGUGGUCUUCGCGAGGCGGAGGUGUUCUUUCGGGGGAUGCCGCAGCACAACUUGGUGUCGAGGAACACGAUGCUCACAGCGUUCGCCCAGGCCGGAUUCAUCGAGAAGUCGAGGGAUUGCUUCUCAUCGAUGCCGGAGCACAACCAAGUCUCGUGGACGUCGAUGCUGGCGGCGUUUGCUCACAACGGCCGGGUCGAGGAGGCCAAGUUCACGUUCCUGUCGAUGCCGCAGCGAGACUUGGUCGCCUGGAACGCGAUGCUGGCGGCCUACGCUCGAAACGGACAGCUCCUCGAGGCGAAGCAGGCUUUCAGCGACAUGCCCGAGCGGAGCCUGGUUUCGUUCAACGGCAUGCUCUCGGCCUACGCGCAAAACGGCCAUCUCCGGCUCGCCAGGCAGCAGUUCGAUCGCAUGCCCGAGAGAGACCUCGCUUCGUGGUGCGCAAUCUUGGCGGCGUACACCCAGAACGGAGGACACACCAGCGGCAUCGUCGAGCUCUUCAACGCGAUGAAGCUCACGGACAUGCAUCACGGGGCGUGCUUCGUGGCGGUGCUCGUCGCGUGUAGCCGAGCCGGGAAGCUUUCGGACGGGAGGAGAUGGUUUGGAUCGCUGCUCGUCGACUUUGGCGAGCGGCCGACGAGGCAGCACUACUGCUGCAUGGUGGAUCUCUUGGCUCGGGCGGGGCACUUGGACGACGCGGAGGCGCUGGUGGUGGAGAUGCCGCUGGGCUCGAGCGCGCUCCAGUGGAGGUGCCUGCUUGGAGCUUGCGGGAAUGGCUAUGGCGGUGUCGAGCAGGGUGGCCGGGUUGCGAGCUCCGUCCUGGGCUUGGAUGGAGGCGAUGGAGCUGGCUAUGUUCUUCUCAGCAAUCUUUGCUACUCGGUUGGAGCUCCGGAGAAUUGGAUUGCUCGAAAGGAGAGGAAGAAGCUCGCGGCAAGAGCUCCAAGAUGAAAUUUUUGUUGUCUAGAAACUUAGUUUAUAUACGUUCAAUUAUUGAUCUGAUCAAAUAUGUUAUAGCACACAAUCACAUGAAAUCUUGAUGUUCAUGCGA